This is a messenger RNA of Leptosia nina, 3837 nucleotides long. NCBI's taxonomy places the organism in Eukaryota, Metazoa, Arthropoda, Insecta, Lepidoptera, Pieridae. The record is from the annotation of a GenBank genome assembly.
AUGGAUAUCGCUCCAUUCCCUCCGCAAGAUUUAGCAAAACUCGUUCUUGGAUAUCUUGCAGAAGAGGAACUCAUGACAGCUUAUGAUGAAUUUCUCCAAGCUAGUCCAUAUCUGGACGCAUAUAUGAAUGAAUAUGAUAGAAUUUUUAUGACAUCACUCAGGAAUAUUUUAGCAGACUACAGAGCGGUAAAAAUAUAUGUUGAGACUUGUAAACCUCAUGCAUUACGAAGAAAAUUACUACAGUGUUUGAAUCUCUCGGAAAUGAUAAAAUAUUUAAUAAGUGUUAUAGAUCCUAUGAAAUUGCCAAAAUUCGAUCAUCCUGAUAAGACAAGCAUCUCUAAGAACCAUGUGACAAAGCCAAACUGUGAAACUUGUACAUUAUUGAAUUCAAAGAGCUGUGUUUGUAAUGAAAUGCCUCCAAAUAUCCAUCAUCUAAAUGAAAAAAUAAAUGUAUCAUGCCCUCCAAAAGCAACAUCAUUAGUGGACUUACCUGGUAACACUAUAAACAGGAAAAAGGUAGAUAGCUUUGAGGAAUCAAAAAGAAUAAGUAAAGAACAAAGUGGUGGCAACACACUAUUUUGUGAUAGUACAUUGAGUAGCACUUCAGAUCAUCAGUUAGGGAUAUCUCAUACCAGUAAUGCAAAUAUACUUACACGCAAUGAAAAAAUUGAAAUAGACACAGGCUCUAUCAUAAAUUCUAGGCACAAGGUAGAGGAUUCUAAUAGCCUACUUAGUUUAGUAAACAAUAAAGAUGUCACAAGUGUGAAUCUAUGUAAUAAUUUAAUAUUGAACCAAGUUCAAGCUACUGCAAGUCCUUAUCAAGUUCCAGAUUAUGGAAGUCAACACAAAGUUACAAGGGUUGAUGCAAAUUCUGUACCAUUUUACAUCCCUAUAGCACCAAAAUCUAAGGAAAGUGGUAUUAAUGUAAGUACAGUGGAACCUCACAAUAACUUAAACAUAAAUAGCCCAUUAUCCUCCAAAAACCUUAAAUCCAAGAAUGAAAUAACAAUGAUUGAAAAUAAAUCUACGGAUAAUAAAAUAAAAAUUUUAUCAAAUGUAAGAUUUGAUAAUUGUUUCUCUUGCAAUCCACCUACUUCGCUUCCACCUGUUUUAAAAGGCAAUGCCACCUCUACACCAUUCAACUAUGUGAAAAGGCUUGUAAUAAAUGGAACACCGGGUUUCAUACAGAAAAAUGACUCAAAUGUACACACAUAUUCCAAGGACGAGAUAAUGGCUAUGCCUACAGUGAUAAUAGUACCUACUUCAGGAUCAAAUUAUAAUUCAGUUUCUGAGAGCAAAAUAAGCAACGAGACGAAAAUUAACAUACCCGCAACCACAACAACUGUGACUGUUUCUACAUGUGAACCUCUUUUUGUGGAUGUUUCAUCGAGUAUGCCUUCUUUGACCAUUGACGAUGAUAACAAAAAGGUACCAAACUCCAAUACAAGCGAAGUGGGACUUGUAAAAACUGUUGAUUCUGUACCCCACACCUCAGUUCCCAAAAAUAGUACGUUUUGCAACAAUCCUAGUACCCCUCAUGUUUUGCCUCCUAAAAGAUUAUCGUCUUCUACACCUCGACGUUCUACGCACAUAAGAGUUCUAGAUUUUGCUACACCCACACCUAGACGGAUACUAGAGAAAACAGUUCCUGAAAAAGAUCCCAUUGCUGAUGAUGCAGUAGUCGUAAUAAGUGAUUCACCAGUUGCAUGCGAAAAAAGUUCUAAUGUAAAUAAGUCUGACUUAAAAAUGUUAGGUAAAAACUUAGAAACUGAGUUGAAAAAAGACAAGCCAGUCAAACGUAGUUGGGAUCAAGAGUUACGUGCGCUUGUUGAACAAAAUCAAGACCUUUUCCCGCCGAACUCACCUAAACCGAAAAUAAGGGUUAAGAAAGACAAAAAGCAGAGUCAAGGCCAAGACAAAGACCAACGAAAACUUAGCAAAAAGGAUACCUCAAAGUUGAAGUCAAAGAAAAAGGGCAAGACCACUGAACAAGAUUCUAAAACAGAGAAAAAAAUAGACAAGCCAAUUAAACCAUUAAUAAAUAUUAUAUCUGGAGAUCAAGUUACACACAGUGAAGGUGAAAGUGAACAAAUAAUGAACAAACAAUCUGAUGAACACCAAUUUGAUACACCUGAGGUUGAGCGUCUAUCUUUACAAAAUGAAAUUGGGGGCAAAUUAAACAUCUCAGAUCUACUUGAAACGCCAUACAAACAAGCAAUUUACGAUAUCCAAAUGGAAACCCCAAGAUUCUUAGGCCCCGACUUACCUGGCGAGCCAGUGUCUGAUAUAAAAAUUAUGAACAUACCCACUCCAAAAUUUUUCGAUGAUCCCAUACAAAACGAAGCUACACCUUCAACAUACUCAUCUCGCCCAACUGAUUAUUCUAGUGGUGGUUCUUAUUACAAACCUGAUGAUCAAGAUUAUCACAUACCGGAAUUAAAUCAGUAUAGUAAUAAUGAAGUUAAAAUCACACAUAAAAAGUUGCCUCCAAGCGAAAUUAAACGUAAUAAUGAUUCGGCCCCGGAAUCUUCUUCUAUUAGUAAAACACGAGAAACAAAAAAACCCGAUAGACCUGCUAAGAAUAAAUGUAUCCCCACAAAAACUGUUAAAUAUAGAUCACCACUUAAAAGAGAUUCCACCAAAACUUUCAUGAAAAUUAAGCCUCGACGAGUAACACCAGUGAAAGAUGCAUUGAAAAAUAGAAAAAUCCAAUCAGAUUGUAAUCAGAGUGGGAGAAAGAAAAUUCUUAAUCAUAUAUCACCGGUAGGAGUGUCUGUUCCUACGAAAUCGCGAAGGAAGUCAUCUACGCCUCGAAAAUUACACUGUAGUAAAAUAAUUCAUUCGUCCACGUCAAGUAACACAUCUCCUGACAUCCCAGAAAAAAUAACAUCGACUGUAAGUAAAUGUGAAAAAAUAACAUGCGAUUCAGAGAAUAAUCAAGUGAGAUUGCGCUGGUCUGUUGAUGGGUCAUAUGAUCUUAAACAAAAUGACAGUGAAAAUCUCGUUAAAGAAAGUGAUGACAGCAUAAUUAAAAGGGGAUUAGAUGUGGAGACUGCACGAAUUAUUGAAAGAGAUUUAUUGGAUACACCUCCACUGCAAGAUACAGUGGUUCAAUCUACAAGUAAUGAAAUGAUUGAAGAAACUAUAGUUGAAAGAGUUGCCAAUCCAGAUUUGAAAAAUUAUCAGAAUAAUACGUCAGACAGACCAAAAGAUCAAAACCUGGACGAUAAUAAGGAUAACGAUAGUACAGAAGAUUUUGAGGAUGAUGACGAUGAUGUAGUGUUUAGUGUUCAGGAAAGCAAUGAAGAUACGGGGAACUAUUUUGUUUGUGACUUUAAUGAAACUUUAUUUAAACCGAAGGAUAUUGUUCCCUUGAAAGAUAAAUUUUGCAUGGAAGUAUGUAUCGAUGAUGGAGUAUCUUUGAGGCUUAGAUCUACAGCACUUAAAGAACUGUUUCAGCUUAACGAAUCGGAGGCGCAAUAUGAUAGGAAAGAGAUAGACUCCGCUGUCUCAUCAAUUUCAAAUAUUGACAAAUUAUAUACACCUAUUAAAGAUCACAGAGCUCAAUGCUACGAAAUAUUUGAUUCUACUUUAACCAGUCUUGACACUCCCUUAAAAGAAACAAGUCCUAAAAUCCAAGAGAAGGAAAUGUCGGUAGUGUUAGAGGUAGAAAAUUUGAGCAAUAAACCAGAUACUAAGAAGAGAAAAAGGGUACAGAGUGGAGCUUCUGAUGAAGGUAGCAUUAAAAAGUCUAAAAAAGAUGAAUAUUUACUUCACCCAGCGAACAUACAAAAUAUAGACAUAGAAUCUGUAUUGAGUAAAUUACACGGUUCAUAG